Messenger RNA from Aplosporella prunicola CBS 121167, 808 nucleotides. RefSeq lists its product as uncharacterized. Bases 72 to 419 code for a protein of 115 amino acids. The record is from RefSeq and is a predicted model, not a curated record. Gene Ontology annotation, molecular function: structural constituent of ribosome; RNA binding. Gene Ontology annotation, cellular component: cytosolic small ribosomal subunit; ribosome. Gene Ontology annotation, biological process: translation. The transcript has 3 exons. Lineage: Eukaryota; Fungi; Ascomycota; Dothideomycetes; Botryosphaeriales; Aplosporellaceae.
CGCCAGUCAUCACGUAACCGCGAGAAACACUCCGAGUCUUGACUGGAAUUUUCUGUCAUCAAUCGCCAAAAAUGUCUUACAACAAGGAUAAGGAUUUCGGCGAGGGCCCUAAGAUCCACAAGAUCCGCAUCACCCUCACCUCCCGCAAGGUCCAGUCCCUCGAGAAGGUCUGCCAGGAGCUCAUCGACCGCGCCAAGACCAAGGACCUCCGCGUCAAGGGCCCUGUCCGCCUUCCCACCAAGAACCUGAAGGUCACCACCCGCAAGACCCCUUGCGGUGAGGGUUCCAAGACCUGGGAUACCUACGAGAUGCGCAUCCACAAGCGUCUCAUCGACCUGAACGCCCCCACCGAGGUCGUCAAGCAGAUCAUCAUCAACAUCGAGGCCGGUGUUGAGGUUGAGGUCACCAUUGCCGCUUAAAUGCUUUCAUGCUACGGCAUGAAUGGUGCAAGGGGACGGAUCUUAUAAAAAGACAUUCGGCUGGUCAUCUAGGAUUAGGAAUCCAUGACUCGUCUACUGGCGAUAAACGGUUCCCAUGCUGUGAUUUCGUGAACUGAUUGACCCAUUAAUCCUGAUCUCAGUGCAAAACCUAUAUACACCCAGCGAUGCAGGACCUUGGGUCCUGCAGGGAUUCGACUCGAUCUAGAGUAGUGUCCUUAACGGAGCGUUGGAAGAUUGAAAACAACCGGGCAAGCCUGGCUUAAUUGCUGGUUUGCUUGGUCCGACCUUAGAAGGCGUGUUGUUCGGUGGUCGCAAGGCCCGUGGACGAUGCGCAAGAGAACAUUUCGGACAUUCUUGAAAUUACCUUG